AUUAAACAGUUUAUAUUGUCAGAUAUUGGUGAAGGAAUCAGAGAAGUCACAUUGUUAGAAUGGUUUGUACAGGAAGGAGAUAAAAUUUCCCAGUUUGACCCUGUUUGUGAAGUCAAGAGUGACAAAGCUUCAGUGACAAUAACAUGUCGCUUUGAUGGCAUCAUACGAAAAUUACAUUACAAUGCAGAUGACACAGCCCUUGUUGGUAAUCCAUUAUUAGAUAUAGAAGUUGAUGAUGAUGUUAUGGACCAUGUUGACCAGACUGCUGAUAUUGAUACUAAAGAUGGAUCAAUAAGUCAUGUAGCUGCUGGAGUUAAGGUUCUUGCUACACCAGCUGUUAGAAAACUAGCCAUAGAACAUAAUUUAGAUCUGAGUGAAAUACAAGGAACGGGAAAAGAUGGUAGAAUUAUGAAAGAGGAUGUUCUCAUACAUUUAGAAAGCCAGAAGGCUGCAUCAAGUCCUGACCCAGUUAAGAUUGUGAAGCCAGCUGCCAGCCCACCUGGUGUUGCCCCUACUGAGACUCCCAAAUCACGACCAGUUUUGGGUAAAGAUAGAACAGAACCAAUACGAGGUAUAACUAAAGCCAUGGUUAAAGUUAUGCAAGAGACAUUACUAAUUCCACAUUUUGGUUACUAUGACGAUGUGGAUCUGACCAAUCUUGUGGCAUUACGGAGAGAAUUUAAGCAUCAUGCUGAGAAACAAGGAAUAAAAUUCUCAUAUAUGCCUGUCUUUAUAAAGGCAGCUUCAAUGGCUUUGACUGAUUUUCCAAUAUUAAACUCCAGUUUAGAUGGAAAAUGUCAAAAUGUAACUUACAAGGCUGCACAUAAUAUAGGUGUUGCUAUGGAUACACCAGAAGGUUUAAAUGUUCCUAAUAUCAAAAAUGUCCAGUCUUUAAGUAUAUUUGAAAUAGCCGAGGAAUUAAAUAGAUUACAGAAACUAGGCAAGGCAGGGAAACUUGGGACCAAUGAUGUAGCAAAUGGUACAUUCAGUCUCUCCAAUAUAGGAACGAUUGGUGGUACAUACGCAAAACCUGUGAUACAACCUCCACAAGUAGCUAUAGGUGCUAUUGGUAAAAUACAGUUAUUACCAAGGUUUGAUUACCAUGGCAACGUUAUAAAAUCUUCCAUAAUGAAUAUUAGUUGGUCAGCUGAUCAUAGAAUAAUAGAUGGAGCCACGAUGGCAAGGUUCUCCAACAAAUGGAAAAGUUAUUUAGAAAAUCCAGCAACGAUGAUUUUGAAUUUAAAAUAA
Molecule: messenger RNA, 1248 nt
Organism: Lottia gigantea (owl limpet)
Lineage: Eukaryota; Metazoa; Mollusca; Gastropoda; Lottiidae
Exons: 9
Cellular component (GO): mitochondrion; cytoplasm
Molecular function (GO): acetyltransferase activity; lipoic acid binding
Source: RefSeq, a predicted model, not a curated record